AUGGGCUAUACUUUCAAGAGGAAGCUCAAAAGUCUUUUCUCCUUCUUUAUUCCAAACUUAAAGAAGAUUCGUUAUAUCGGCAGGUUCCAAUAACUUUGUAGAGAUCUUCGAAAUAGUUAAGUACUUAGAUUUUUCCUUACCAUUAAGUUGUAUGAAGUAACUGAAAUCUUUAAAAUACUCUUCAGAAUUGCAAUGAGCGGUGGUUAAAGGAUCAAGCCAUUGAUGAUUGAAAUAAUGCUCGCUUCUUAUACUCGCUAAGUUCUAUUUUUUGCUUUCAUAGCUUGA
Molecule: messenger RNA, 285 nt
Organism: Stylonychia lemnae
Lineage: Eukaryota; Ciliophora; Spirotrichea; Sporadotrichida; Oxytrichidae
Source: the annotation of a GenBank genome assembly